GUAACGCGGAAGCUCGCAUGAACAUCGGGAUACGCACUUCGCGAAGCGAUACUUCAACAUGAUGGGAUAUUUCUGGCUCAAUGCGUCCGCGGAUAUCGUUCAGUGCUGUCUCCUUCUGAUUCGGAUUCCUCCGCAUCCUUGAACAACGAGUAGUAUCGCAUUGUCGUCAGGGAGAGUCACCGCCGCUUCCAGCGACUACGAUUUGACUCUCGGCAACCGUCCGUCCCGCCAACAAGCCGCCGCUGUGCUUUCCACAUCUCAUCGGCGACUGGCUGCCUGCUCUCACUAUUGGGUCACUCAUCUCGGAGCGGGCAUUUUGCCCUAGCGGUGCGAAUCGUGCAUGAACGGCGUACGUCGAUUUCUCGCUGGCGGAGGCACGCCUCCGACCGCCCAGCAAUUCCCCGUCUCUCCGUCCACUCCUCCCCCAGGCCCAACCCUCGAGUCACCCUUCCAGAGCCCUGCUCCCCUUGCUGUUCCGCCCAAACCUACAUGGCCGCCCUCACCGGUCCAGAGUCCUACGGACUCCUCGCCGCCAGACCCGGUGGACAGUCCCAAAACGACAACUGCAGGACUAUUCUUCCGGAAGGACAGGCAGCGACCGCUGCCCACGGCCUCGACUUUCGAUGAGGGCGUUGUAGGCAAUGGCUCUUUCCAUUCACCACAAUCAUCGCGCGAGUCAAACGGUAUCUCCCCGCCACGAAGCAACGGCUCGUCCGGACAGCUUUCGUCACCGGGCGCGGGCCCAUCAUCGCCUCGCCCGCUCCCCACCCGUGUAUCGGAGCUUUCAAGAAAACCUGUUGCGAUGGAACUACGUCCAACAUCUAUGGUUUAUAAUGCCCGGGACGACCUUCUCAUCAGCCUGCUCGCGAGCGAGGCGAUCGUGGACAGUCGAGGAUGCGAGAUUCUGAGUGCGGAGGAGGUUGAGGAGCUCAAGAAGGAGCACCAAGUGCUCUCCUCGCGGCUCGCUGCUAUGACGAAGAAACUCGCUCUUGAGACCAAAAUACGCGAUGCAGCACUAUCCCUGUCCAAGGCGAACGCAUCCUACAAGAACGUAUCCAAGCAGUCAAGCGAGCACCUGGAGACAGCCAACCGGAAGGUUGAACAGGCACAAAAGGAUUUAUGGCGCGUCUCGGAACGCGCAAACGAGAUACAGCGGAAGCUGUUCGAACAUCGCGCAGGGGUACUCAGCUACUCAGUCCGGAGCCUCGAGAAGAAAGCCGCGCCCCAGGACGGGGACUCAAGCGCGUCUGGGUACAGCUCGCCCAGUCGCAGUGCGCAGAUGAGCCCAACGCCAUCGUCCGUGACGAGCAUGACCACCGUAUCCUCACGAGGUCGCUUCGAGCACUUCUUCGCAGGCCACUCAGAUUCUGUCACUCCGACCACCCCUCGAUUACCGCCGACAAUGGCAGAGGUCACCGCGCUAGAGGAUAAGCUCAGGGCCGCCACGGCCGCCCUUGAAGCUGCGACCGCAAAGCAGGGCGAGAUGGUGCGCGAGCUCUCCCAUUUGCGUCUCGAGAAGGAGCAGAUAGAGACAACGUUGGGAAUGGACCUUCAAAGUGCAGAGGAGACCAUCGCGACGCUCGAGCAGUCGGCGGGUAGGGCGGAAGGCGUCGACGUGCGAUUGCAGGAACUCGAGGCGGAGAGGGCGGUUUGGAGACGGGACCAUGCGGAGCUAGAAGAACGACGUCGCGAGGUGGACACACUCGAGAGAAGACUGGAGGUACUUGAGGAACAGAGCGGGGAGGUUGCGGAGAUGGAGACCGCGUUCGCGCGCGAGCGAGAAGAGAUUCGAGGUAUGUUGGCGGCGAGGGAGAAGAAGAUGGAAGAGACGCAGAGGCAGAUGGCAGAUAUGAAGUUACAGUGGGAUAUUGAGCGGUCAUCGUGGGAGGCGGAGAAGGCUACAUUGCAGGACGGCGCGCAGAGCAAGAUGGAAUUGGCACAGUACUCCGAUGCACUACGGGACCUCAUGCACGCCCACGGCAUCGUGCUCACAUCGCGGGAUGUCUCGCUCAUGGGUCUUGUACAAUCCGUCGGGCGGCAUAUAGAAGACAUGCACUCCAAGGCCGAGGCGCAUGCUCGUGCCGAGGAUGAGUGGGUUGCACUGCGGACGAAACUUGAGAUGGACGUCCGUGCAGGUCUCGACAAGCGAGAGGCGCUGUUCGAGGAGGUCGAAGAAGCACGACGAACGCGAGACGAGGCGAGAAUGCAAGCUCGGGACUUCGAAACGCAGCUCAGGGAACAAUCGAUGGCGCAGAUGGCAGUAGUCAGCCUGCAGGGUCCUCAGGGUCCCGUGGACUUUGCCACCGACGCUGCAUCAAUAGUUGCGCUAUUGCAGCCUAUGUGGGCCGUACUACCCUCUCCUGAAGCUCGGGCCAACAAACUCGGUGCGCGUAACAUCCGCCCGGGUCCUCCUUCAAGCCCUGUUCUGGCCAGUCGUAGCAAUGCAUCACUGUCGGACAUGGAUGUGCGGUCACUCAAAACCCUGUAUGACCCGAGGGGUACUUCCGCUCAGCCCUCCGGCGCUUUCACAGUGGAGGGCUUCGUGACCAGAGUGCAAGCUCUCAUUGCAGACGACCGUGCUCUUAUCGAGCGUCUCCUCCGGUUCGCGCAAGCACACGACCUACUCAAGAAGAAUGCGGAGCGGGCUCAGAAGUUGGCGCAGGAGAGUAGUAACGCACUUGAGACAUACCAGAAGCAGGUCAACAUGCUUGAAGAGCGAAAUCUCACAAUGAUGGCCAAGCAACAAGCACUGGACGAGGAGGUGCAACAACUGCAUGAGACUAUUGAGCAAAUCACUGCUGAGAAGCUCGAGAUCGAGAUGCAAGCUGCUGAGCAAGCCGAGACCUGCCGACAGCUCACGGACGCCAACAACGCACUCAGUGCGCGCAUGCUUGCUCUGGCGGAAGAGUCAGCAUCCGCCGGCGGCUCUGUCAAUGUCAGCAAGCAGCUGGAGACUCAGCUUGCAGAGUGUAACGCAUCGCUCGCUCGGGCGAAGGACGAGAUCGAAUCGAUGCGAGGCUCUCAACAGAUACAACAGAUGGCCCUACUGGAGGAGCUGAAUAACGUACAGACGGAGAAUUCGACCCUCCGUGAGCAGCUACGCAAGAGAUAAAACGGCCCGUGUCCGCUGCAUUUCUGCGGGUAAUAUCAGACAUCGGUGCGCCUUCGUGCUUCUCUGACGGGCACUGUGUCCGUCGCCUAUCGUGCCUACUGGUUGUCAUUUGUCGUCAUUCCCCCUGGUUCUUAUUCCGGAGACAAUCGUUACGCCAUAUAUUAUAGCUACUGUAUAACGUACGUUGAUGACCUCUCAUGACCUCUAUUAGCAUUGCUUUUGCCACGCUCAGCCUCACGAUCCCUGCUGUCAGGCAGGAGCCUGAAUUUGAGCGGUACUUACGGUCGGGUGCAGUCGAUACGGUCGAAGUGAAGUUUGGACCGAAUGUGCAGGCCGACUCCCUCUGCCAUCACAACUCCUUUGCAC
Messenger RNA from Fomitopsis serialis, 3478 nucleotides. RefSeq names its product Up-regulated during septation-domain-containing protein. The transcript is spliced from 4 exons. NCBI's taxonomy places the organism in Eukaryota, Fungi, Basidiomycota, Agaricomycetes, Polyporales, Fomitopsidaceae. The coding region runs from base 341 to 3112 and encodes 923 amino acids. The record is from RefSeq and is a predicted model, not a curated record.